This is a messenger RNA of Pungitius pungitius (ninespine stickleback), 8193 nucleotides long. RefSeq names its product Rho guanine nucleotide exchange factor (GEF) 11 (gene arhgef11). The coding region runs from base 1703 to 6106 and encodes 1467 amino acids. Gene Ontology annotation, biological process: G protein-coupled receptor signaling pathway. The record is from RefSeq and is a predicted model, not a curated record. Gene Ontology annotation, cellular component: cytoplasm. NCBI's taxonomy places the organism in Eukaryota, Metazoa, Chordata, Actinopteri, Perciformes, Gasterosteidae. Gene Ontology annotation, molecular function: G protein-coupled receptor binding; guanyl-nucleotide exchange factor activity. The transcript has 41 exons.
AUAUCUCCCAUGUCGGUUUACUGCAGGAGUUAAUGAUGCACAACAGCGCGGUGGCGCAGGCGGCCUGCAGUACCACAAUCCAUCCAGCCGGGGGCGCCAUUGUGCUCGGUGUGAUCUUGGAGAACAUGGUGGUGUAUCAGCAGCCAGUCCAGACAGCAGGAUAACAACACAGCAGAGAUCACUAUUUACCAGAACGGGGAUUUUUUUGUAAAAAGCGAUAACAUCUGAGUCUUCUGGCACACUAAAGGUAGAGAGAAGCCACACCGGACUUUACCACUGGGGCUCGUUUUGUCGUACAAGAAAAAUACCUGGAGGUGGAAGUUUUGCUGAAAUCGUUACUGAUUUCCAGCUAGCGUUAGCUGGCUAACGUGCACCUUUUGGUGCUUGAAUUUGCACGAAAACGGGACUGGGGGGCCGAGAUUUCCACGAGCAUCCACCAUCUGGGCCGCUACGACCCCCAUCUGUUCGCGUGCGGUUGAGGUCAUGCGGGCGUCUCGUCUGGCAGACACAGCCGGUUAGCUGGCUAGCUCCGAGCGGAGCGACUCCUUGUCGCGUCGGAGAGCCGAAACCACGGCGCUUUCGGUCGGCCCGGGGACGAACGCGAUGCCGCGGGCUGAACUCGGCCCAACCACGGAAGUAGCCCCGGGAAGCUAACGCUAGCUGCGCAUAGCAGGCCGCUUCAGAUGGUCGUUCUCGCCGACUUAUGUCAGCGAAUUAGAUAAAUCACGAACCCCAGAAACAGAGGAGCUCUCGUUCGACCCUGAAACAGCAACGCACCCUUUCGCUUCCAUUUUCUUUUUUUUAAGGCCCCUACGGGGGACUAGCUAAUGCCGGCUAACUAAUCUGUUAAUUAGCCAGCUAACCUUGGUUCGUUGUUUACAGCGCGCUCGCAUGUAACGUUAAUUAAAUGACAAGUUACAGUUAACGAGGCCUUAGCAACGUGACUUCUACGUUUUAUUAUCUUUAUUUUUAACGUCAUAUCGGGCCAACUUUAUUUCACAUAUCGAGUGUUGUAGCUGCUAACGAACCACUUCGUGUUGAAAUAGAAUUGUUAACACAAUCUCCCCACCAGAUAAGAUAGGUGCGACAUUGAAGCGGUGCGUGGCCUCCGUGGGAUUAUCGAGCCUAAUCACAGCCGGUGAAAUCCAACACAUGUAAACACGGAGGCGCGUGUGUUUUGAGCCGUAUCACCGGGUCGACGAGGUGUCGAUCCGCGUCGACACCGAUGCCGCGCCGCUACCUGCACGGCGCAGGGUGCGUGUAAACGGACGCUGACCCGCACGGGGCGGGGGGGGGGGUCCCUGACCUCUGGCAGCAUUGCGAGACUUAUCGGCCGUGAUUGAUGACCCCUGAGGGGAGCAGACCUGUCCUCUCAUCCGCUGAGCCAGGAAACAGUCUCCGUUAUUGUAUUUAUUUUUAACCACUAGUGGAGAUCAUAGUGUUAGUAUUUUUUUUUUUUAUAUAUAUAUAUUUGUGAUCCUGCUGACUCCUAACUGGAACCGCUGGGGAGUUGGAUGGGAACAUGAGGAGCACUACCGGUAGCUUGAAGAUCUGAUCGAAGCACAGGGCCCCGUUGCGUGGGCUGCGAUCUGAAGAGGAAAGAGAUGAUGAUGAUGAUGGUGGUGAUGAUGAUGGGGAUGAUGAUGGAAGAGGCCCACUGACAGCGUUGACCCCCCCCCUCCUCCUCCUCCUCCCAGCAGACAUGAGCCUCCGCCAGCCCACCUCUACGCUGGACAGCCCUUUUGCUGCUUGGCUCAGCAGUCUGACCAUCGGGGACUCGGAGCGCAAAUCCUCCGCCGGCCAGCAGAGGGAACCAAUGGUGGACAUCCACGCCGAGAGUACGGCUACGGGCCUGGUCCAGAGAUGUGUGGUCGUGCAGAAGGACCAGCUGGGCUUCGGCUUCACGGUGUGUGGGGAGAGAGUGAAGCUGGUGCAGAAUGUCCGACCGGGUGGUGCAGCAGUCAAGGCCGGGGUCCAAGAAGGGGACCGAAUCAUAAAGGUCAACGGCUCGCUGGUGUCCUCCAUGUCCCACCAGGAGGUGGUGAAGCUCAUCAAAUCGGGUCCGUACGCCGCGCUGACCCUACAAGGGCCGCCCCCUUUCGCCGCCUCCUUGCCCCUGGACCCCCUCCCCGCUGACCUCCCACCCAACAAAAGAACGUCUCUGGGUGGGGAGGCUCCGCCCCCUCCACCUCCGCCCCUGCCCUCUGGGCUGAGCAGCACCCCAUCCCAAAGAAUCACCGGACCCAAACCACUACAGGACCCAGAAGUACAGAAACACGCCACUCAGAUACUCAGGAAAAUGCUGGAGCAGGAGGAGGCUGAACUGCAGGAGCUGAUGGAGGAGCAGAUGAGGAACCCGUCGCCGUCACUGGGCGAGCGGAUCGAGAGCGCCCAGAGGAGAGCUCGCCAAGUCCGGGUCAAGAUCCAGCAAGACCUGGAGGGGACCAGGUCAGAAUGUUCCAUAAGCUACGUCCAAGCAGGAGAAGGUUGUCUAUCGAUGGACUCGAGCGAAGGAGACGUGGAGGCUCUAGAGAGUCCCCACUCCUCCCCCUCAUUCUCCUUCAGGACACCACCACACCGCCGGCAGAACUCCGACACACACACCCUGUCAGACUCGGGCGGGAAGGCCCAGAUUAUCGGCCCCGAGGAGGAGGACGAGGAAGACGACAGCUACGCGUUCAAUGAGAUGGACGGCCCGUUCCAGGACAUCGAGCUGCUCAAGUCCCGGCCGGCCCACAUGACGGUGUUCAUGAGAUACGUCUUCACGCAGCUUCUGGACCCCAACCCUCUGCUGUUCUACCUGUCGGUGGAGGCCUACCUGGGCUCCAGCCCCAAAGACGCCCGAGCGCUGGCCCCCCAGAUCUGCUCCCACUUCCUGGACGCCGACGCACCUCUGAAGAUCAAAGUCCGGGAGGAGUAUCUCUCGGACAUCGAGGGUCGGCUUCACGCCCAGGAGGACAUCAGGGGACCUCUGUCGGAGCUGCAGCAGCAGGUGCUGCCGGACAUCCAGGACCAGAUCCAGGACUACAGGAACAAGCAGAUGAUGGGCCUGGGCUCUCUGUUCGGGGAGGGAGACCUGCUGCAGCUGGACGGGGACCCGGUGAAGGAGAGACAGGUGGUGGACAGACAGGUCACCGCCCUGUGGGAGAUCCUGUCGAAGCACGAAGAGGAGCGCAGUUCUCCUCUGGCGUCGGCCGUGCACCUUUACCUGCGUCAUUCUGGCAUCAAGCUGAGAGACUCCAAGGUCUUCCCUGGUCUGAGCACCGAGAAGGAGAAGUGGCUGGCCUUCCUAAAGACCAAGAAGCUGAGUGGUACCAAGAAAGAGAAAGAUGGAGAGGAUAAGAAGAGAAAUCCCAUCCUGAAGUACAUCGGCAAACCCAGAACCACCUCCCAGUCCACAUUCCACGUCCCGUUGUCACCCACCGAAGUGCCCGUGUCUCCAGUCCGUCCCGGCAGCGUGAGAAACAUCAUCCAGCAGUUCGAGAACCACACGGAGACCGGCGAGGAGGAAGGGGACGACGCCGUCGCCCCCGGCGACCCCCAGAGGCUCUCCUGCAGCAGCCUGGGGGAGGACGGCAUGUCCAGCCCCGCGGUGUCGGUGCGUCUGGCGCGCAGCGAGUCGCUGAAGGCGCAGGGGGAGGGACGGCGGCGCGGCGCCGGCUCGGCCGCGGAGUCGGUGCCUCGCUCGCGCAGCGACGUGGACAUGGAGGACUGCGGCGAGGAGCGGGAGGGGCCCGCCCUCCGGCCGCUGCAGCACAGCGCGUCGUCGGCCUCCAGCAGCUCCGCACGGUCUCUAGAGAACCCUACACCCCCAUACACCCCUCGGUCGAGACGCAGGAGCGUGGACUCGCCGCUCGCCCUCCUGCCCGACGCCGCGGCGCUGGAGGAGGAGCUGCCCGACGGUCAGAACUGGCAGGACACGGUUCCCCCCCAGCUCCUGGCCUCCAUCGGUCCCGGCGAGGUGGACAGACAGGCCGUCAUAUACGAGCUGUUCACCACCGAGGCGUCCCACCUGCGCACCCUGAGGGUCCUGGACCAGGUCUUUUUCCAGAAGAUGCGGUCCGUGCUGAACUCCGACGAGCUGGCCUGCAUCUUCCCCAACCUGCCGCAGGUCUACGACCUCCACGCGAGUCUGUGCGAAGCGAUGAAGAAGCGCCGGGAAACUCCCAUCGUUCAGACCAUCGGCGACGUGAUGCUGGCCAGGUUUGAAGAUGCGGCCGGCGAGGAGUUUCAGGAACAAGCGUCUCAGCUGUGCAGCCAGCAGUCUCAGGCUCUGGAGCUCAUCAAGAGCAAACAGCGUAAAGACCCCCGCUUCGCUCACAUCAUCCAGGAGUGCGAGGCGAGUCCUCACUGCCGCCGGCUGCAGCUCAAGGACCUGCUGGUGUCGGAGAUGCAGAGGCUCACCAAGUACCCGCUGCUGCUGGACAAGAUCAUCAAGCACACGGAGGCCGCCUCGUCGGACCUCCCGGCGCUGCAGCGCGCCCAGGCCUGUUGCCGGGGGAUACUGCAGGCCGUGAACGAGGUCGUCAGGGAGACGGAACACCGGCAGCGGCUCAGCCAAUACCAGCGCCGGCUGGACGCCGCCCCUCUCUUCAAGAGUCUCGACCUCAGCACUAAGAGGAUGAUCCACGAAGGUCCUCUCACGUGGAAAGUCAGCAAAGACAAGCAGAUCGAGAUCCAAGCGCUGCUGCUGUCGGACUGCCUGCUCCUCCUGCAGAGGGGGCCGGACGACCGGCUGCAGCUGAGGUACCCGUCCCGCUGGCUGGGCGGCAGCGGGGGCGGCAGCGCCGACAGCAAGAACUCCUUCAGCCCGCUGGUGAAGCUGGACGCUCUGCUGGUCCGCUCCGUAGCCACAGACAACAAGGCCCUCUACGUCAUCAGCACCACCGAGAGGCAGAUCUACGAGCUGGUGGCCGGGACGUCCUCGGAGAAAAACACCUGGAAGGAUUUGCUGGAAAGGACGAUCUCGUCGAGCGGCGGCUCGUCGCCUCUGAUCAACCACGUCCCGCAGCAGAGCUCCCCGAGUCUACGCAGCGCCUCGCCCGUGUCGACGGGCAGCAACGCCUACGCAGAUAACUCCAUAGCGGAGCAGUCGGACUCCACGGACACGCAUUCCUCCGGCGACGACGUGGCGCUCUCUGCCAACGCCGACGCGGACCAAUCGGGAGCCUUCGUGGGCGCGGAGCUGAAAGCCGAGGGCGUGGCCGAGUCCGCUCUGCACGACGUUGAAACACUAAGGCAGCUCAUAUUGAGAGACUUUGAGGAGGACGCCUGGAGCCACAAUUCGGAUGACACGCCCACCAACGAGGCGGCCAGCGAGAGGAGCUCGUUGACCGAGAGGCGGCGGCCGGAGUCCCCGGAGGCGGCCCCCAACGACAGGGAGGCGGGGCGCCGAGCCGAGGCUCCGCCCCCAGACGUGCAGCGGCCCGGCAGCGUCCAGGUCGUACGGAAAGCUGUGGUUGCGGGUCCUUCUUCUUCUUCUUCUGUCCCUGACGACAUCACUGCUGAUCAAUCAUCCGAGCCGAGAGGCGAGGCCGCCAAGCAGGGGAACACCUUCUACUUGGUCAUGCCUACAGAGCCGGGGGAGAGCGCCACCGAUGACCUCAUCGACCCUCCUCCCCGGACGCAGGCGCCCCAGGAAACGGAGGCCAUGCGGCGGGAAGGAGAGGAGGAGGAGAAGGAGGAGGAGGAGGAGGAGAAGGAGGAAAAGGAGGAGGAAGAAGAAGAAGAAGAGAAGGAGGUGAAGGCGGCGGGCCAAUCGCAGGCCGGCCACCAGAGCCACGUGAUCAAAAAGGUGGACGAGAUUUUCCACACAAUCGAGGGGCUGAUGAGCAAGUUGCGGCAGCUGAAGGAAAUCGAGACGUCCCACCGAAAGCUUUUACAAACCCUCAGAGAGCCCUUCGGCGACGAGGAGCCAGAGGACCAGCCGAGUUGCCGGCAACCGUCUCCAGAACGCCGAGCCUGGAUCGCGGCUCGGGAGACGGCAAAGAGGGCAAAGAGGGCGGAGCAGCGGAGCCCAGGGUUCUUUCCACGGGAUUCUGACCUCGCCGCGGAGGGGACUUUUGCUCGAGCUCGAUUGAUGGCAAAGGGAAGCGCUCAGACUUGAAGGCCACACCCCCCUCCGCCCCCCCUCCCCCCUAUGCACUGGCCAGUGGAACGCAGCCUGGGAUGGACCGUAGCUGUUUUCAGGACAACGUCCCAUUACCAGAGCACCAGGCAGUCCGGGACGCGCCGAGGGAAAGAGCAUGAAGGAACAAAGAAAAAGGCAGAAGACAAGUUGACUGAAGAGAUGGGGGGGGGGGGGAAUUGCAGGAAUGGAAAGUGGGGAAAAAACGAUGACCCUUGUUGGACGUUUGUGAAGGAAAAGGAGUUGUGUUUUUUUGUUUGUUGAAGGAACGAAGCGGAAAAGUGUUGAAAUGUUAAUUUAAGGAAAUCUCAGAGGGACCCGUAACCCCUGCACUUUACCCACAAUGCAUCCCUCUGGAACGAAUCAGGGACCGGAGAUUGCCACUGACUUUAGUUAGGGGCCAAUGUAUGAGGCCCCCCCCCUUCCCUCCCCUCCCCCACGCCCACCUGUUGCUUUACACCGAGUUCACCCGUCACCACGGCCCAAGGACUGUGUCUUUAAGUCAGGUUAUUUGCACUGGGUAAGGAUCCAUUAUCACACACACACACACACACGUAACCAUUUCAUUCAUCUCAGACGUCGCGGUGGAAGAAUCACGAGAGUCCUCGUUUAGGCUGCUUAGGAUGCUUUGGGGGGGGGGGGGGUUCACGGAGGGCUUUGCGAACCACUGUGACUGUGAUGAAAAGGGGUGAAACGUAGAAACUUGAAUCUUCACUGAGGAGCAGAAACGCUGAUCGAGUCGCUCCUGAUUGCCUUGAAGUCUUUUAGACUUGACUGUGCAUCCUCUCACUGUAAAGCAGUGCGGCAAAUACUGUGAACCAGCAGCAACCCCCCCCCCCCCCCCCAUCCUGUUUAUAACCACGUCGCCCACAGAAAUUAAAACACUAAGAAUAAGAAUUUAAAUUUGCAGCAAAAUGAGAAACUGCUGACGUUUAUUAUGCAACCGCUGGAUGGAGCAAACGUUCCCUCGGUUAAUAGUUUGAUUUUUCUCACAGCAAACACUACUUGAGCUGUUCUACCGACACACUAAACGCAUUUAAACCUCUUUAAAUGCCCUCUCCUGCUCGUCAUCCAGCCAGGGGGGGGGGGGGGGGGGACUUUAUUUGAGCUGGUUUCAAAUACUAACUGACGACACACUACGGAGCCAAGUAGAAGUAUUAAGAAGCGCAGAAGCUUCCACGUCUCAAAACAAAACAGGAGUGAGUGGACGCGUGAAACCAUGAACUUGUUAAAAUGUUUAAAUAUUCUACCAAAGUGAAAAAUGUCUUCAGAGGCGUCGAAGGGAUCCAUUUUUUUUUUCUUCUCUCUCUCAACAUUUUGGCUGCUGAUUUUCAAGCAUCUCAGACCAGGCGCCUUUUUUUCUUUCCUUUUUGGGGGGGUUUUGUUGAUCUCGUGAGAGCUAAGGACGCUCAGGCCUCACAUGCGUCACACAUCAUUGGAUCGUUUGGCGUUUAAAGAGCUGGCAGACGGUCCGAGGUGUUAAAAACAAGUCACGUCGCUCUCUCCUUUUAACUUCAGCAUUUUCAUCUCCAACUUCUACCUCUGUGUCUCUCCCACGAUUUCUUCUUUUCAUGCAUUUAUCUUGUACAUUUGACAUCAGACAUUUGGGCCUUAACGGGGCUGUUUGGAGAAAAAAAAAGAAGCUCUGAUUCUUUAAAAAAAAAAAAAAAAAAAAAAGCGAGAAAGAAAUGAAACUUGAGUUGCACAAAGAAACUUCCCUGCACGUUGCAAACUACUGUAUGCAAACACACGUCUUUAACGCUCAUCUCAUUGUUUAUUUUGUCUUUUUAAAAAAAAUAAAACACUUGUCACUCAUGUAAUAUAGAGAGAUCAGACCCACUUGUUUUAUAUUUGUUAUUUUUUUUUUUGUUCCUGUAAAGCCUUUAGUCCUCGUAUUUGAUUUUAUUUUUGUAGAUAUGAUUAAAAAAAAAUGUAUAAAUUAUUUUCUUCUCCCUUGUUUUUAAAAUCGAUGAGAUUGUUUAGCUGCACAGACGGCAAAGAGAGCUCAUGUCUCAGAUUCAUGUGUUUUGUGAGAUUAAAAAAAAAAAAGAAACUGGCUAAAGAAA